Molecule: messenger RNA, 1697 nt
Organism: Nicotiana attenuata
Lineage: Eukaryota; Viridiplantae; Streptophyta; Magnoliopsida; Solanales; Solanaceae
Product: glutamate-1-semialdehyde 2,1-aminomutase, chloroplastic-like
Exons: 3
Coding region: 114-1562 (482 amino acids)
Biological process (GO): tetrapyrrole biosynthetic process
Cellular component (GO): chloroplast
Molecular function (GO): transaminase activity; glutamate-1-semialdehyde 2,1-aminomutase activity; pyridoxal phosphate binding
Source: RefSeq, a predicted model, not a curated record
UCAUUUCUUAUCUUCAUUCCCAAGCCAAGAAAAUUCCACUUUCAAAAAAUAGAUAGAGGUUUAAGAAGACAAAGUCAUAGCAGCAGCUAACCAAAGGAAGAGUCAGUAGAGAAAUGGCCGCUUCAAGUGGCGUAGGGAUUUUAUGGCAGACGAAUUUUACUCAGUGUCAAAGACCCACAUUGGUUUUCUCUACAUCUCCCCGCCGAUGCAUUCCAUGUUCUUCUUCUACUGCAACUACCAUCAGGAUGACUGUUUCAGUUGAUGAAAAACAGAAAACCUUUACUCUUCAAAAGUCUGAAGAAGCUUUUAAUAAAGCUAAGGAGUUGAUGCCAGGUGGUGUAAAUUCUCCUGUACGUGCUUUCAUGUCAGUUGGCGGACAACCUGUUGUGAUAGACUCUGUGAAGGGUUCUCAUAUGUGGGAUAUAGAUGGUAAUGAGUACAUUGAUUAUGUCGGUUCAUGGGGGCCAGCUAUCAUUGGUCAUGCAGAUGACGAGGUGCUAGCAGCCUUGGCUGAGACAAUGAAGAAAGGAACAAGUUUUGGUGCUCCAUGCCUCCUCGAAAAUACUCUGGCAGAGAUGGUUAUUUCUGCUGUUCCUAGUAUUGAAAUGGUUCGUUUCGUCAACUCUGGCACGGAAGCAUGCAUGGGGGUUCUACGGUUGGCUCGUGCUUUUACUGGCCGGUCAAAGAUUAUAAAGUUUGAGGGUUGCUACCAUGGUCAUGCCGAUCCAUUUCUUGUUAAAGCUGGCAGUGGAGUUGCCACACUAGGACUACCUGACUCCCCUGGUGUUCCCAAGGCAGCCACACAUGAUACUCUGACAGCCCCCUACAAUGAUAUUGCUGCUAUUAAGAGCCUCUUUGAUGACAACAAAGGAGAAAUUGCAGCUAUAAUACUUGAGCCCGUUGUUGGGAAUUCUGGCUUUAUUCCACCCAAACUGGAAUUUCUAGAUGUCCUUCGCGAUAUUACCAAAGAAAAUGGUGCUCUACUUAUUUUUGAUGAAGUUAUGACAGGAUUUAGGUUGGCAUAUGGUGGCGCGCAGGAGUAUUUUGGAAUAACUCCUGAUUUGACAACACUUGGGAAGGUUAUCGGCGGUGGCUUGCCAGUAGGUGCCUAUGGAGGAAGGAGGGAUAUUAUGCAGAUGGUGGCACCAGCAGGACCAAUGUAUCAGGCUGGGACCCUAAGCGGGAACCCAUUGGCUAUGACAGCUGGUAUUCACACACUUAAACGAUUAAAGCAACCGGGAGCAUAUGAGCACUUGGACAAGAUCACUAGUGAACUUAUUCAGGGAAUAUUGGAUGCUGGGAAGAAGACUGGUCAUGCAAUGUGUGGUGGGUAUAUAAGCGGAAUGUUUGGCUUCUUUUUCACACAUGGACCAGUUCAUAACUUUUCGGAUGCAAAGAAGAGUGAUACUGCUAAAUUUGCCAAAUUUUAUAGAGGAAUGCUGGAGGAAGGUGUCUAUCUUGCGCCAUCCCAGUUUGAGGCUGGAUUUACUAGCUUAGCACACACUGCAGAGGAUAUCCAACAGACAAUAGCCGCUGCUGAAAAAGUUUUGAGGCAACUUUAAUCGCUCCAAGUACUAUCUAGGCGGAGGUUUUUACUUUAAGAUUCUAUAUUUUUGUAUGAUAAAUAAAACAUGAUUGUAAGGAAAAGUUUUGUACUGUCUUGUUCAUUGAGAAACAUCCUACACCAUCUUGCGCCU